Nicotiana tabacum (common tobacco) is the source of this 1076-nucleotide messenger RNA. RefSeq names its product NDR1/HIN1-like protein 26. The record is from RefSeq and is a predicted model, not a curated record. Gene Ontology annotation, cellular component: plasma membrane; plasmodesma. Gene Ontology annotation, biological process: defense response to other organism. Lineage: Eukaryota; Viridiplantae; Streptophyta; Magnoliopsida; Solanales; Solanaceae.
CUUUCCUUAGCCUUGUGAACUUACCCCUUACACUUCUUUCUUUGGUUCUCUCUUUCUAAUAUUCUUGAUGUCUCCAAUUGAUGUAAGAUCUCCAAAACAUUGUGACGAGAAAGAGUAUAACUUCAACUUAGAAAAAGUACUCCCAAUUAAGAAAUUAGUCUUUGGCUUCUCUACCAUUUUCCUCUCUAUUCUAUCAUUUAUCUUUCUUCUAUAUCUCACCCUCCAUCCAACGAAGCCAAACUUCACUCUCAGAGAAGCUGAUAUUUAUCAACUCAACCUCUCAGGUCCACGCCAACUUCUCAACUCCUCCAUUCAACUCACACUUGUAUCCAAGAAUCCAAACAAGAAAGUUGGAAUAUACUACGAUGAGUUCCAAGUUUAUGCUUCUUAUAAGGGUCAACAAAUUACUCUUUACACUUCUCUUCCUCCAUUUUAUCAAGGACAUGAAGAUAGUAAUUUUUUGUCUGCCUCUUUGAUUGGGAAUGGACUGCCAGUGGAUCCUUCUUUUGGUUAUGAAGUGCAACGUGACCAAAAUGCUGGAAAAUUGGUAAUGAAUUUGAAAGCAAGUGGUAGGUUAAGAUGGAAAGUUGGAACUUGGGUUUCUGGAAGGUAUAGGUUCAAUGUAGAUUGUGUUGCUAUUAUGCCUUUUGGACCUUCCUUACCAGCUGGUCCCCUCAGUUUUAGACAAGGAGCUCAAUGUUCUACCACUCUUUGAAGCUUGAAGCAAUAAUAUAUUACUACUCCAUACUGGGGUUCGAGUCUGGGAUAUGGAGUGCUCUUUAGUAGGGAGCGCUAAAACCUCCAUAUAUAGUUAGUCAAUCCGAAUUAGUCGAGCCAAAUGGGUCCGAAUAAAGGCCGGAAGCUUGAUGAAAAAUAUAUAUUUACUCAAUUAGCAAGGAACAUAUAAAUCUCAAUAUCCUUUUUUUUUUGGGUAUAUAUGGUUGUAAAUCUUGAUUUGUAUUGGAAAGUUAUUGUUACUUUGAUGUUAAUAUAUUGUGAAGCAGUCUAGUAAAAGUAAUGCAAAGAUAAGUGGUAAGUUAGAAAUGAAAGGGUUCUUUUCCCGUUUGUUUAUCUUA